CAUGUACAUGGCUUUGUAGUCCUUUCUUUGCAAUUUUUUUCCAUUUUUUGUGCGAUUUAUUCCUUGCAUUGAUUGCAACUUCAGAAAUCAUUCAAAUGUUUGUUUAGGUACAUACAUUUAAUUUGAUGGGUUCUUAACUGGAGCACGAUAGGUAGAAACAUCAUAUACUUUUUCCAAGUUUUUAGAUACUAAAGAUAAGCUUUAGGUGGUUCAAUUCCUGUUUGGGUCUCUGUUUUGGUUAUUACAAGACAACUAUUUAGUUCCAACUAGAAAUAAAAUCUACAAUUAAGAAUUCAGGUUCUGUUUCAAAUCAACUCGUCUGUUUAAGUUAUGAUGCAUAUAUAAUCAAUCAUUGAUUUGAUGUUCUUGAGCCAUCAUGUAGCCCUGGAGGCCCUAGCGCACAAAUAUUACACAGUUCAUCAAGUGCAGUCUGAAUUCUUUCUUCACUCUCAUGCAAUCUGCCUUACAUAUUUCGACUUCAAAGUCUGCUUUCAAUUUGGGCUCGCAAUGGGAACGGCGAAACAAAGUUCAAACCUUUCUACCAUUUAAGCAAAACCUCUGUAUUAGAAGAAUCUCGGAACUGCCAAAUUCGUUGACGACUUCAAUCCACUUCGAAUUUGAAGAGGAGAAAUUGAGAAAAGAACUUGAACCCACAUCACCUACGCUACUUCCGGUUGUUAUUCGACAGUCUGAUGGUGUUUCUCAAUACUUUUGGGAUGGUAAUGCUAUAAAAUUGGUUUCUGUUGACGGGAAGCCAAUUUAUUAUGAUAAUUUUGAUGAUUUAAGAGAUGGGUGUCGAAGGCUGUUCAGAAGUUGCAGUUUGGGUGUCAGAAAUUUCUUGCUUCCCAGAGAAAUUAAUGAAAAUUAUUUGGAAUAUGUGAAAUGGAAGUUCUUGCACAGAGUCUUCAGUUCUGCUCUUCAAGUUCUUGCUACACAGGCAAUGUUCAGGGCAAUUGGAAUUGGAUAUGCUCGCUCACUUCCAUCCGCAGCAGCUCUGAGUUGGGUUUUGAAGGACGGACUUGGACGGUUAAGUAGGUGCAUCUACACAGCUAGCCUGGCGUCUGCUUUUGAUACAAACCUGAAGAGAGUUAGGUUCUCGACAUCUGUUGUUUUCAGUUUGAGCAUUGGACUUGAGUUGAUGACUCCUGCUUUCCCGCAAUACUUUUUGUUUCUUGCAUCAAUUGCCAACAUCGCUAAACAGAUCAGCCUUGCUUGUUACCUAGCAACUGGUACUGCUGUGCAUCGAAGUUUUGCAGUAGCAGAUAACCUCGGUGAAGUUUCUGCCAAGGCACAGAUUCAAACAGUCUGCUUCGACAACCUUGGUCUUAUGCUGGCUGCAACCUUAAAUAUUAUGUUAAAGAACAACCAAAGAUUGCAAGCAGGUUUACCCUUUGUCAUAUACCCAAUUUUCACAGCCAUCGAUCUGUAUGGUAUAUAUCAGAGUCUGAAACACGUGCAUUUGCAAACGUUAACAAAGGAUAGGCUAGAGAUGAUUAUAGACACAUGGAUUCAGCUGGGAUAUGUUCCUUCACCCGCAGAAGUAAGUAAAAGGGAAGGAAUCAAUUUCUUUUCAAGGAAAGGUAAACAAAAAUGGCUCAUAAGGAUUGGUUGCUUGAAUCCCAAAGGCCAAAUACCAAAGCUAUCAAUGAUGGCGAUGCAAUCUUUAAGUAAAGACGAUUUUUACUUUGUAUGCACGGAAAUCGGCUUCCAUGGCUUUCAAAGACAUGAAGGUAUUCUUCUUUGUUUACGUGAAGGAGCAAGUACUGCAGAUAUCAUCACGGGUCUCUUACAGGCGUGCUACAUCCGUGAGCGGUUGCCAUACGGGAUGAAGAAACGAAUGGAGAUUUUAGAAGGUUGUGACGAUUCACAUUUGGGUAUCAUCAAUUGGUUUAAACUGGCAGAUGAAUGCAAACAAUAUGCAAAAGGAGAUGUGAAGUUGCUAAAAGAGAAGAUGGUUGAAUUAGGUUGGACUUGUAAGAAUAUUUUGUUGAGCACCGAUGAACAAACGCGAUUUAGUUUCGUAGAUGAUUAAGAUCACACUUCCACCCGAGUCGCGAAAACGGUCUUUUUGUGAAAUAUAACGAUGAAAGUGAAGACUUCAGAGCAUCAAGAAUGAGAGGUUGUGGAGGUUCUUAUAAGUCACUACCAAUGGUACGAUGUUUUAUAGGUCACAAAAUAUUUUGAGUUAGUCUAUACAAAGUUUUUUUCAUUU
Cynara cardunculus var. scolymus (artichoke) is the source of this 2212-nucleotide messenger RNA. Its product is annotated as protein root UVB sensitive 4. The coding region runs from base 452 to 2032 and encodes 526 amino acids. The record is from RefSeq and is a predicted model, not a curated record. The transcript has 10 exons. Lineage: Eukaryota; Viridiplantae; Streptophyta; Magnoliopsida; Asterales; Asteraceae.